Molecule: messenger RNA, 2826 nt
Organism: Conger conger (European conger)
Lineage: Eukaryota; Metazoa; Chordata; Actinopteri; Anguilliformes; Congridae
Gene: slc7a4
Product: solute carrier family 7 member 4
Exons: 5
Coding region: 246-2255 (669 amino acids)
Biological process (GO): transmembrane transport; amino acid transport
Cellular component (GO): plasma membrane
Molecular function (GO): amino acid transmembrane transporter activity
Source: RefSeq, a predicted model, not a curated record
CUGUGAAGUCCGUCCGCAUAUCGUGGCCUAUUCCUUGCACAACUGUUCUGAAAAUCAGCGAUGGAGCUAUUCGCGGCGUUUUGACAUCAGCGCAUACACCUUUCAUUUUUAUGAUUGCUGAAUGCCGUUACAGGUGAUUUGGACAAUGCAUCCAGCGUGAUCACCUGACCCUUCCUGGUCCUUGCGUUUCCUCAGUGGGCACCCGCAGUGGCUCUGGGGACUGCCUCCUGAUCACUACAGUUACCAUGGAGAACUGUGCACGGGGCUGUGCCCCGGGUGUGCGCUUUUGCCAGAAGCUGAACCGGCUGAAGACCCUGGAUGAUGACGUCAUGGCCACAUCACUGAAGCGAUGCCUGUCCACGGUGGACCUGGCACUGCUGGGCGUGGGCGGCAUGGUGGGCUCGGGGCUCUACGUCCUGACUGGCACUGUUGCCAAGGACACAGCCGGCCCUUCUGUGGUGCUCUCCUUCCUCAUCGCGGGAAUCGCCUCGCUCAUGGCCGCCCUCUGCUAUGCAGAAUUUGGGGCCCGCGUUCCCAAGACAGGCUCUGCCUACAUGUUCACUUACUUGUCUAUGGGGGAGAUCUGGGCCUUCCUGAUUGGCUGGAACGUGAUACUGGAGUACAUGAUUGGCGGCGCCGCCGUUGCCCGGGCCUGGAGCGGCUACCUGGACUCCAUCUUCAACCAUGCCAUCCAGAACUUCACUGAGACUCAUAUCAUGCGCUGGGAUGUGCCCUUCAUCGCCCACUACCCUGACCUGCUGGCCGCCGGCAUCCUGCUGGUGGCCACCUUAUUCAUCUCCUUCGGGGUGCGUGUCUCCUCCCUGCUCAACCACAUCUUCUCUGUUGUUAGUAUGGUAGUCAUCGUCUUCAUCCUUAUCUUUGGCUUCAUUCUGGCCGAUCCUAUCAACUGGAGCAUGAAGGAGGGAGGCUUCGCCCCCUUCGGAUUGUCUGGAGUGCUGGCAGGCACAGCCACCUGCUUCUAUGCAUUUGUGGGCUUUGACGUCAUCGCAGCCUCAAGUGAAGAAGCCAAGAACCCCCAGAAGGCUGUACCCAUCGCCACCGCUAUUUCUCUGGCAUUGGCUACCACUGCCUACAUCUUGGUCUCAACAGUGCUUACCCUCAUGGUGCCCUGGCACACGCUGGAUCCUAACUCUGCCCUUUCUGAUGCCUUCUUUCGCCGAGGCUACAGCUGGGCCGGCUUUAUUGUGGCCGUUGGCUCCAUCUGUGCAAUGAACACAGUGCUCCUCAGCAACCUGUUCUCCCUGCCCCGGAUAGUGUAUGCCAUGGCAGAGGAUGGCCUGUUUUUCUCAGUAUUCUCCAGGGUUAACCCUGUCACCAAGGUGCCUGUCAUCGCCAUCAUGGUUUUCGGGAGCCUCAUGGCUCUUCUGGCUCUCAUCUUUGACCUGGAGGCCCUUGUCCAGUUCCUUUCUAUCGGCACCCUCCUGGCCUACACCUUCGUGGCAGCCAGCAUAAUCGUGCUGCGUUUUCAGCCAGAGAAGUCAAGCUCCAAGCAGUCUUCCACUUCUUCCUCCAACCCCAAUCCUGAGCCAUCCCCGACUGCCUCCGAUGUCCAGACGAUGGCCCAGGAGAGUGGGGAGCUGAAGGAGUAUGAGUCCUUCUCUGACAAGCUCCAGCUGGUGGAGAUGCAGAAGAAGACCAAAGAGCGGCGGGCUCCAGGGCAGCUGAAGGCCUACUGGGAGCCCCACCUGGGCCGGGUCCUGGGAGACUGUGAGCCAGGGGAGGUGGUGGCCUUCUCAGUGCUGGCACUGUUAGUAAGCGCGGUGUCCCUCUGUGCCGUUCUCGUGUUCGGAAACAACCAGCUGCAGCUGCCGGUGUGGAGCAUCUCCCUGCUUGUGGUGGUGUUUGGCCUGGCAUUUCUCUUGAGCAUAGGCCUCAUCUGGGUCCAUGAGCAGCAGCCAAGCACCAAGACCUUCCAGGUUCCUCUGGUCCCCUUGAUUCCCGGAGCAAGUAUCCUGCUCAACAUUUUCCUCAUGUUGAAGCUCAGCGCUCUUACCUGGGUCCGCUUCUCUGUUUGGCUGGUUGUAGGUUUGCUGGUGUAUUUUGGCUAUGGGAUCUGGCACAGUAAGGAGGGCCUGAGGGAGCCCCAGCAGCGCGACGUGGCAGCACGUUACGUCGUGCUCCCUAGUGGCAGCUUGGUAGAGACAGUGCAGGCAGUGCAGCCGGAUGCCCAGAGCGAGACCACGCCCGGGCAUACCCCAGCCCCCACCUCUGAGGACCAGCAGGGCAAGAGAUGAUGUGUGUGGGAGACCACAAUGUCAAUCAAACAAGGGACCAUUUCUACUGCUCUCCUUUUGCUUUAAAUCCUUCCCUUAUUCCUGCUGUACUGUAUUGGCACAGAUUGUAUGUUAUGUCAGCCAUUGAAAGCAACUGCAUCUCAGAAUGGGAUCAGACCUCUGCUUCCUUGUUAUAAUAUAGUGCACACAUAUAGAUAUGUAUGCACUGUAUUGCAUACUGUAUGUGUACAUUCAAUUUUCCUUUUCUGUUUUGUGCAGUAUUAAGCAGUGGGAUAUUCAUAUACCAUAUUUCACAUCACAGAAGAAUGCUUAAAUGCAGUUUCCUUAACCUCCACUUUAACACUAAUUUCCUGUUCCUCUAUUUUGCCUUUACACUUCUCCGGUCCUCUGCUGUCUCACAUUAGAUUGUCCGACAUGAAUAUUUAAAAGGGGGACCGGACAAAUGCCUCUCCCCUCCAGAAAUCAUCAACCAGUUACAGGCAACCAAAGAGUUCAGCUUUUUGUCUCACUCUAGUCAUUUAUUUAUUAUAAUUUCUGUAUCUGUAUGUUCAGUAAAGCCCAGAAGGGCAUA